This is a messenger RNA of Sphenostylis stenocarpa, 1344 nucleotides long. Lineage: Eukaryota; Viridiplantae; Streptophyta; Magnoliopsida; Fabales; Fabaceae. The record is from the annotation of a GenBank genome assembly.
AUGGAGGCUGAGAAGAAGUACAUGACCUCUGAGGAGCUGAAGGGUCACAACAAGAUGGGGGAUUUGUGGAUCUCCAUUCAAGGUAAGGUGUACAAUGUGUCUGAUUGGGUGAAGGAGCACCCUGGCGGUGAUAUUACCAUUUUGAACCUUGCUGGCCAGGAUGUCACAGAUGCAUUCAUAGCUUACCAUCCUGGCACGGCAUGGUCACACCUUGACAAAUUCUUCACUGGCUACUACCUGAGUGAUUUCAAGGUCUCAGAGGUGUCCAGGGACUACAGAAAGCUCGCAUCUGAAUUUUCCAAAAUGGGUCUCUUUGACACAAAAGGGCAUGUCACUUCCUACACCCUCGCAGCUGUUGCUGCUAUGUUCCUCAUUGUGCUAUAUGGUGUGUUGAGGUGCACUAGUGUGUGGGCUCAUUUGGGCUCAGGCAUGCUGCUAGGGCUUCUCUGGAUGCAAAGUGCUUAUGUUGGUCAUGAUUCUGGCCACUAUGUGGUUAUGACAAACAAUGGUUACAACAAGGUUGCACAGGUCCUCUCUGGGAACUGCUUGACUGGAAUAAGCAUUGCUUGGUGGAAGUGGACUCACAAUGCUCACCACAUUGCCUGCAACAGCCUCGACCAUGACCCUGAUCUGCAGCACAUGCCGGUUUUCGCUGUGUCCUCUCGCUUCUUCAAUUCAAUAACUUCUCAUUUCUAUGGGAGGAAGUUGGAGUUUGAUUACUUUGCCAGGUUCUUGAUCUGUUACCAGCAUUUUACUUUUUACCCGGUUAUGUGCAUUGCCAGAGUCAACUUGUAUUUGCAGACAAUUCUACUCUUGUUUUCAAAACGUAAAGUGCAGGACAGAGCCUUGAACCUGAUGGGGAUCCUUGUGUUCUGGACUUGGUUCCCUCUUUUGGUGUCUUGCCUACCAAAUUGGCCAGAGAGGGUUAUGUUUGUUCUUGCUAGCUUUUCUGUUUGUUCCAUUCAGCACAUUCAGUUCUGCCUGAACCACUUUGCUGCAAAUGUAUAUGUUGGGCCACCUAGUGGGAAUGACUGGUUUGAGAAGCAGACAAGUGGGACAUUGGAUAUCUCUUGCUCCUCUUGGAUGGAUUGGUUCUUUGGUGGCCUGCAGUUCCAGCUUGAGCAUCAUUUAUUUCCAAGGCUACCUAGGUGCCAAUUGAGGAAGAUUUCACCUUUGGUUAGUGACCUUUGCAAGAAGCAUAAUUUGCCUUAUAGGAGCUUGUCAUUCUGGGAGGCCAAUCAGUGGACAAUUAGGACCCUCAGGACUGCUGCCCUCCAGGCCAGGGACUUGAGCAACCCUGUCCCUAAGAAUUUGUUGUGGGAAGCUGUUAAUACCCAUGGCUGA